Propithecus coquereli (Coquerel's sifaka) is the source of this 1667-nucleotide messenger RNA. It is a transcript of the gene NIPAL2, whose product is annotated as NIPA-like domain containing 2. Lineage: Eukaryota; Metazoa; Chordata; Mammalia; Primates; Indriidae. Gene Ontology annotation, cellular component: membrane. The record is from RefSeq and is a predicted model, not a curated record. The transcript is spliced from 11 exons. Gene Ontology annotation, molecular function: magnesium ion transmembrane transporter activity. The coding region runs from base 25 to 1161 and encodes 378 amino acids. Gene Ontology annotation, biological process: magnesium ion transport.
CCCGAGCACCGGGAUCGAGACCUAAUGGCGGGCCCCGGGGACGCCGCCUCGGCCGCCCUGGACGAGCUGUCCCUGAACUUCACGUACUGGGUGCCGGGCGCCGGCAAUGGCUCCCUGUCGGGCGCGUGGUACCGCAGGAACCAGAUUCACCUUUUGGGAGUUUUGCUGGCCAUUUUAGGAAACUUGAUAAUCAGCAUUUCCCUAAAUAUUCAGAAAUAUUCUCAUCUUCAGUUGGCACAACAAGAGCACCCGAGGCCGUACUUCAAGAGCGUGCUGUGGUGGGGGGGAAUCCUACUGAUGGCCGUGGGAGAGACCGGGAACUUUGCAGCCUAUGGAUUUGCUCCCAUUACUCUCAUCGCCCCGUUAGGCUGCAUGUCUGUUACAGGUAGUGCCAUUAUUUCUGUUACAUUUCUGAAAGAAAAUUUGAGAGCCUCAGAUUUACUAGGUACGACAUUGGCAUUUGCAGGAACUUAUUUGUUGGUGAACUUUGCUCCAAAUAUAACUCAGGCCAUCUCGGCAAGAACAGUGCAAUAUUACUUUGUUGGCUGGCAGUUCCUGAUAUAUGUGAUUUUAGAAAUAUUAAUUUUCUGCAUUCUCCUAUAUUGCUAUAAAAGAAAAGAAAUGAAGCACAUAGUGAUUCUGCUAACCCUGGUGGCACUUCUAGCCUCAUUGACUGUUAUUUCAGUAAAAGCCGUCUCAGGCAUGAUCACUUUUUCUAUGACGGAUAAAAUGCAACUAACUUAUCCCAUCUUCUAUAUCAUGUUUAUCAUCAUGAUAGCAUCUUGUGUUUUCCAAGUCAAGUUCCUGAAUCAAGCCACGAAACUCUACAGUACAACGACGGUGGUGCCAGUUAAUCAUAUUUUCUUUACAACCAGUGCCAUUAUUGCAGGUAUCAUAUUUUAUCAGGAAUUCCUAGGUGCCGCUUUUCUCACUGUAUUUAUAUAUCUUUUUGGGUGUUUUCUGUCAUUCCUUGGCGUGUUUUUGGUCACAAGAAAUCGAGCAAAGGAACAUCUGCAACAGUCUUAUAUCGAUUUUGGAAAUAUUCCUGGGAAACAAAUGCUGGACAAAAUACAACCAGAUUCAAAUAGCUUAUCCUAUGGAACUUUGCCUGAUGGAAGCGACUCAACAAAGAGCCAAAGUGGAGAGAAGAAAGAGGUUUAAAAUGCCGAGAGGGAUGGCUGUUGGCCUGUUACUCGAUACCACCUCUUUAAAGAAUUGCACAUGUUCAAUUUGUGUCAGCAGCUAUUUUAUGCUGACAUACGCUAGCAUUCCUUUCAGUGCCCCCCCUCCCACCUCAAUUUCUAUGGACAAUCAGGCCUUCUAAGCUUUGACAGUCUAAUGCUGUCAUGGAAUGUAAUCUGAAGUGUGCCCCACACCCUGGACUUCUCCCUAGUGAUCCUUUCACCGGCUAGAUCUUAAUUAGAGCCUGGCUGCUCAAGCAGGAAUGUUGCACAAAAACGUACAUUCGCGAUUUGGUCACAGAACACAUAGGUUGCUUCUCCCACGUGCCUAGAGGUUGUAUGGCUUUAAAGAGACACUUUAGCCCCACAACCGCAUUCCUGAAAGAAAGGUUUGAGAACAUUCAUUUUUUUUCUAGGGCAACUUUUAUGAGCCUCCCCAUAAAAAUCUCACCUUUCUAGUCCUAAAUUAGAAUGGCAAGUCAUCUU